This is a messenger RNA of Drosophila ficusphila, 907 nucleotides long. Its product is annotated as trypsin alpha-like. Gene Ontology annotation, biological process: proteolysis. Bases 24 to 776 code for a protein of 250 amino acids. Gene Ontology annotation, molecular function: serine-type endopeptidase activity. The transcript has a single exon. Lineage: Eukaryota; Metazoa; Arthropoda; Insecta; Diptera; Drosophilidae. The record is from RefSeq and is a predicted model, not a curated record.
AACUCCCACUCAAACCAGUCCAGAUGUUCAUCAAGAGUUUCCUGCUGCUUUUAGCAUUUAACUAUCUCUCUGCAGAGCCAGAGCCUUCGCAACGCAUUGUCGGUGGAGGACCAAUCGAUAUCGAAGAGGCUCCAUGGCAGGUUUCCUUACAACUAAAUGGAAAACAUAGUUGCGGUGGCUCCAUUUACAGCAAGGAUAUUAUAAUCACGGCCGCCCAUUGCCGAUUCGUUAUUUCAACAGGACAACAAAUUGAGGCCGAAGACUUUACAAUUCGCGUAGGAUCAACAAUCACAUUCUCUGAAGGAACCAUUGUGAAAGUGGCAGCCAUUAAAUCACACGAAUCUUUUAAAUUGGGUCCGAAUAGUAACGACAUUGCUGUCAUGCGACUAGCUGAACCCCUUGAGUUCUCCAAGGACGUGCAGCCGAUUCCUUUGGCAAAAUAUAAUCCUAUGCCUGGAUCAUUUGCGUGGACUACUGGUUGGGGAGCAACUUUAAUACAUCCUCACGGCCCUGUAUAUCUUCAAGGCGUAUGUGUCCGUAUUCAAAGACCGGAAAUGUGUAGAUAUGAUAUGGUACAUGAUAUGACGGAGGAUCUUAUUUGCGCCGGAGAAGAUGGAGGCGGGGCGUGCGGAGGUGACUCAGGUGGACCUUUGGUGGUUGACCGUAAACUUGUUGGUGUCGUCUCAGGAGGUCCUUCAGAUUGCUUAUCUUCUACUAGGUACAUCAGUGUACCUUAUAUGCAUAACUGGAUUUUAAAUGCCGUUAAAUCUAUUUGAUUAAACUUUCCAACACAUCCUUGGCAUUUAUCCGUUGAGUGUUGUUAUUUUUGAAAAAGCAAACCAAAAAACAAAAACAAAAUAUUUAUCAGCACUAUUGUCAAAAUUCAAAUAAAUUUAAAGAGUGAAAU